Owenia fusiformis is the source of this 967-nucleotide messenger RNA. The record is from the annotation of a GenBank genome assembly. NCBI's taxonomy places the organism in Eukaryota, Metazoa, Annelida, Polychaeta, Sabellida, Oweniidae.
AUUUCUUGUAAUAUUGAUCUUCAAUCCAGACAUAAUCAUUGAAUUCUAUUAACACUUUAUCUGUGCGAUGGCUUAUUGGCGAUACAUUGUUUUCCUUUGUGGAGUCUUCAUAAAGAACACAGUGUCACUUACGACACCUUAUAAUAACCAAAGCGAGCAUGCAUUGAAUUCAACGGAAACUCCUUCACCAACAGAAGAAUCAGUGACAACAAUUAUGGACUCUAAUACUAUAGAAGACCAUGAUACAACAGAAUCUUCCGCAACGAUACAAGAAUCAACAAUACUAACAACAUCAAAUACAACAACAGAAAAUACAACUACACAGACAACAACACAAACUACAACCACACAGACUUCAACCACACCAACUACAACCACACAAAGUACUACCACAAAGACUUCAACCACACCAACCUCUACCACAUCAACUACUACCACACCAACUACCACUACACCAACUACAACCACACAAAGUACUACCACACAGACUUCAACCACACCAACCUCUACCACAUCAACUACUACCACACCAACUACCACUACACCAACUACAACCACACAAAGUACUACCACACAGACUUCAACCACACCAACCUCUACCACAUCAAUGACUACCACACCAACUACCACUACAUCAACUACAACCACACAAAGAACUACCAGAAGAGGUAUCAAUAUGAGUGUGUAUUUUCCUGCAAUAAGAAAUUUCCUUGAUUUUGUAUGCCGCCUGGAUGUAACUUUAAGGUGUCCAAGAUUCGACAAAGGAAUAUUUUCCCAUUGGGCAAGAAAUGAAGAUAAAUGUGAUAUGAUGCCUGAUGUUCACAAAUGCUGCUUUGGGUUUAUAUCAGAUAAUGAAACCAUGGAAAGUCUAGCAAUGUGCCACGAUGAAUGCAAUGAACUGGAUGUAGAUCUUCUCAGUAAACCACGGUGCAGAGAUCAUGGCCAAUUGAGAAACAAACAGAGAUAA